Messenger RNA from Perca flavescens (yellow perch), 2988 nucleotides. RefSeq names its product docking protein 4 (gene dok4). Gene Ontology annotation, biological process: cell surface receptor protein tyrosine kinase signaling pathway. Gene Ontology annotation, cellular component: cytoplasm. The transcript has 10 exons. Bases 885 to 1880 code for a protein of 331 amino acids. The record is from RefSeq and is a predicted model, not a curated record. Lineage: Eukaryota; Metazoa; Chordata; Actinopteri; Perciformes; Percidae.
ACAGGGGCAGAGAGAGGGGCGGCGUAUGGUGUAUGGUGUAUGGUGAGCCCCAAAACAAACCGUCCGUGUGUCAACACUGCCGGCGUCUCCCCCUGCGGUCCGGUUGGAUUUACGGUUGCGUCUGCUGCAGCUGAAGGAGGUAGACUAUAGAGCUGGUAGAGCCACUGCAGGCAGCAGGAAGGUCAGGAGCGGAGGAUUGAGCCAGCGGAGGCAGGCAGGCAGAGAGGCACAGGAACCCCGUUCACCGAGCACCGGGACCCCGCCCGCUCGGCCGCAGCAUUCCACCGCAACGCUGGAGCUCACCGACGGUCACAGCUGUCAUCCAGGGCUCCUGUCCUGCUCUGUGGCCCCUGAAUCAUUCCGAGUCUCAUUCCACCAAAGGCACCCGCAACGGAUACGAUCCCUCACUGGCUUCUCACUACUCAACACAGGCAAUUGAGUUGUAGAGAUGCCAAAUAUGGAGAUGAGGGAAGACCCAUCUGGUGAAGAGUGAAUGAAAGAAGGACGGAGUAAAAGAAACAACAAAAAAGGAGAAGAGCAAGAAGCAAAGAAGGAGAGGAACAAAUCAGACAGGAGAUUUGAAAGGAAGCCAAAGGAGGAGAAAAAGGGAUGGUGGGCAAGAUGUGAAGUGCUUCACGAAAGAGGAGAGACGAAGGUGAGGGUAAAUAGAAACGGGGAGCGUUAGAACGAGGACACCCACAAAGUCCUAGGAAGAGACGGACAGGAUUCAAAAGUGAAAAGAGAGGAAGCCACACAGGACCAAGAAGCCGGGAGCUCUGGAACGGUAGGAAGAGAAAGCGAGAGACUGGUUGAGGAAGGGGGAGGGAAGAAAACAUCUGGAUGGUCUCCACAGCGACAGCCAGCAGGUUACCCCCCCUCCGAAGAUGGCCUCCAACUUCAACGACAUCGUCAAGCAGGGCUACGUGCGCAUGCGCAGCCGCAAGCUGGGGAUCUAUCGGCGUUGCUGGCUGGUUUUCAAGAAGUCAUCCAGCAAAGGACCUCGUCGUCUGGAGAAAUACCCUGAUGAGAAAUCUGCCUACAUCAGAGCCUUUCCUAAGGUGACAGAGAUUAGCAACGUCAAGAAUAUCACACGGCUGCCCCGAGAUACCAAGCGACAGGCGGUGGCCAUUGUGUUUACAGACGACACGUCGCGCACCUUCACCUGCGAAUCAGAGCUAGAGGCGGAGGACUGGUUUAAGACGCUGUCCAUUGAGUGCCUGGGCACACGGCUCAAUGACAUCAGUAUGGGAGAGCCGGAUCUCCUGGCUGCUGGAGUGCAGUGUGAACACACAGAGCGCUUCAACGUGUUCCUCCUCCCCUGUCCCAACCUGGACAUCUAUGGGGAGUGCAUGAUGCAGAUCACCCACGAGAACAUUUACCUGUGGGACAUUCACAACCCUCGCACCAAGCUGGUCACCUGGCCUCUCUGCUCCCUGCGGCGCUACGGACGGGACGCCACCCGCUUCACCUUCGAAGCCGGCCGGAUGUGUGACAGCGGUGAAGGCCUCUACACCUUCCAGACCAGAGAGGGAGAGCAGAUCUACCAGAGGGUUCACUCCUCCACGCUGGCUAUCGCCGAGCAGCACAAGAAGGUCCUGCUGGAGAUGGAGAAAAACAGCAGGUUGAUGUCUGUGGGUUCAGAGCCUGGCUCCUACCCCUGCACCCCAACCGCCAUCCUGCCCCGAUCCGUCUACUGGCACCACAUCACUGGAAACCAGACCGGCAUGGAUCCUGGUGAUGCUGCAGAGGACGACCUGCUGUCCACCCGCCUGCCUCCAGACCGCCAUGCCACGCUGCCCCUGGCAAACACACAUACACAGUCCCAGCCGCACAUACCCACACACUCCCCGACACACUACCCCACCUACCCUGGACAGUGACACACACACACACACACACACACACACACACACACACUCAAACACAGAAGAAGAUGUGGACUUGGAAAAAGACACAAACACACGCAUGCCCACAUGCAUGCAGGCACACACAAUUCAGACACACUGAAACACACUGUCUCUCAUUAUAUUAGUUUUACAGCCCAACGUUACACCUCACAGGAGAUGUUGUAGCCUAACACUGGCCAAAAGACCAUGCUGAAAGCAGGAAGUGACAACUAAAUACAGCGAAAGACUGCAAUGAGAUUGGUCUUCCUUACAUGACUGCAGCUCCUACAAUUCCACAGUAGACGGGGGAUAUUUGACGUUUUUCCACACUCAGGAUAAGAAACUCUGGCAGAUUGGCAUAUAUGGCUCUCAGUAUGCUUUAAACCACCUAGGAUGUAUUAUGUGUUGUCCAACCAAGUCAAAGUGUUUCCACCUGUUCCGAAUGGACACUCUCGAAGGGUGGGUGAAAAGCCUUGAAGAGCGAUUUGUAGGGAUUUUAUUUAUUUAUUUACUGAAUCUAUACUACAGUUUUUAUUGAAAUUAUGAUUUAAAUAGUAAAUCUCUGGAACCAAAAUUAGGAGGAACCAAAAUUACUUUGUGAGAUUAGAAAAAAGACUGUGGUUUGGGGUUAAAACAAUGUGCAUACAGUAAUAAAUACGUGGAAUACAUAUGAAUUAGAGUGCAUUGCUUUCCAUUCCAACAGCCAGCCUAACACCCCAACUCAAUUUAGUGGCUGUAGUCCAUCAUAUGCAUAUGAAUAUGUAUUUUAAACCUCAUUAGUGUCAAAACUAGCACUGGGAUCCAUAUUAAUUGACCCAGCUUGGCCGCUCCCUCUUAUGUGAUACAUAUUUUUUCAUAUAUAUUUCUCUGAUUUGAGGAAGACAUGAAAACUGAUGUCACUGUAAUGUAUAUAGCUUUUUUUUUUUUUUUUUUUUUUUUUUUUUAAACUGAUAACGUUUUAUUUUAUGAGUCCAUAAAUUCCUUUUAGGGAGAGAGAGACGUGUGUAAUUUGGUCCUAAUCAUAGGGAAAUUAGGAAUUUCCUUAAAAGAAAUGCUUAAAACGUAACUCUCGCCAAAAUGCAACCUAGUGAUGUGAAUGUAC